CGGCCGCGGCAGAGCUGGCACGACGAGUUCCCAGUGUGUCACCCUUGGGCGAACUCCGAGGUUUGCCCACUCCAGCUCCGCAGUGGCCGCUCGUCCGGUGCAGUGCGCGGCGGGCGACUCCCGGGGAGUAAGGGGGACAGGGAACGGCGCUACGGCCCGGCCCGUCCCCGCCUCAUCGGCCCGCUCCGCCCUGCUCUCCCCUAAGAGCCCACUUGAGCCCGGGCGUGGCCCGGAGGCUCUGCCGAGGUCCCUGCCUGUUCCCGUUCACGGACCCGCGCUGCUCGCCAGCUGCUGGCCCGCCGAAAUCGCGAACCUAGUCCCCGGAUCCCCGCGCUGAGAGCCAAAGUCCUGCUAACUUGUGACCAGGUUUAUGUGUUUGUGCCUAGUGGACAAGUUAUAAAAACAUAGAAAGAAUGGGCCCAGGAGACAGGGUCAACAAUGAAAGGCAGGAUCCAGGCCGGCGGCCCUGAAUCCUGAUUGCCUCUCUGCCAGCGAGACACAUGUGGUCAAAGAUGAAUCUGAGAAAAGUAGCUGCUCCCUACUUGAACUAUGGAAAAGCAGUGUCACCAUGAGAUGGAAGCCACCCCAUCAGGUCGUCACUCCCACAUUAAGCUGUUGAAGAUCAACAGAGAACACCUGGUCACCAACAUCCGUAACACUCAGUGUCUGCUGGACAACUUGCUGAAGAAUGGCUACUUCUCGGCCGAAGAUGCAGAGAUCGUGUGUGCUUGUCCCACACAGCCUGACAAGGUCCGAAAAAUCCUUGACCUGGUGCAGAGCAAAGGCGAGGAGGUAUCUGAGUUCUUCCUCUACGUGCUACAGCAACUCGAGGACGCUUAUGUGGACCUCAGGCUGUGGCUAUCAGAGAUCGGCUUCUCUCCUUCCCAGCUCAUCCGGAGCAAAACUAUCAUCAAUACUGACCCAGUAAGCCGGUAUACCCAGCAGCUUCGACACCAGCUGGGCCGAGACUCCAAGUUCAUGCUGUGCUACGCCCAGAAGGAGGACCUGCUGCUGGAGGAGACCUACAUGGACACGCUCAUGGAGCUGGUAGGCUUCAACAAUGAAAACCUGGGCAGCUUGGGAGGCCUGGACUGCCUGCUGGAUCAUAGCACCGGUGUCCUCAACGAGCAUGGCGAGACGGUCUUCGUGUUUGGGGACGCCGGGGUGGGCAAGUCAAUGCUGCUGCAGCGGCUGCAGAGCCUCUGGGCAUCCGGGAGGCUGGCCUCGGCAGCCAAGUUCUUCUUCCACUUCCGCUGCCGCAUGUUCAGCUGCUUCAAGGAGAGCGACACGCUGUGUCUGCAGGACCUGCUCUUCAAACACUUCUGCUACCCAGAGCAGGACCCCGAGGAGGUGUUCUCCUUCCUACUGCGCUUUCCCGAAACGGCUCUCUUCACUUUCGACGGCCUGGAUGAGCUGCACUCGGACUUCGACCUGAGCCGUGUGCCAGACACCUGCUGUCCCUGGGAGCCAGCACACCCUCUGGUCCUGCUGGCCAACCUCCUAAGUGGCAGGCUGCUCAAGGGCGCAGGCAAGCUGCUCACCGCUCGCACGGGCGUGGAGGUCCCCCGCCAGCUCCUUCGCAAAAAGGUGCUGCUCAGGGGCUUCUCCCCGGGCCAUCUGCGUGCCUAUGCCCGCCGGAUGUUCCCCGAGCGCACGGCGCAGGAGCACCUGCUGCAGCAGCUGGAUGCCAACCCCAACCUCUGCAGCCUGUGCGGCGUGCCGCUCUUUUGCUGGAUCAUCUUCCGCUGUUUCCAGCACUUCCACACGGCCUUCGAGGGCUCCUCGCAGCUGCCGGACUGCGCGGUGACCCUGACCGACGUCUUCUUGCUGGUCACUGAGGUGCAUCUAAACAGGACGCAGCCCAUCAGCCUAGUGCAGCGCAACACGCGCAGCCCGGCGGAGACCCUGCGUGCAGGCUGGCGCACGCUGCAGGCGCUGGGCGAGGUGGCGUACCGAGGCACAGACAGGAGCCUCUUUGUGUUUGACCAGGAGGAGGUGCAGGCGUCAAAGCUGGAGGAAGGAGAUCUGCAGCUGGGCUUCCUGCGGGCUUUGCCCGACGUGGGCCCUGAGCAGACUCAGCAGUCCUAUGAAUUUUUCCACCUCACGCUCCAGGCCUUCUUCACUGCCUUCUUUUUGGUGGCGGAUGACAAAGUGGGGACCAGGGAGUUGCUAAGGUUCUUUCGAGAAUGGACAGCUCCUGGGGAGGUAACAAGCAGGUCCUGCUAUCCUUCCUUCUUCUCCCUUCAAUGCCUAGGAGGCGGUAGCCGGUUGGGCCCUGAUCCCUUCAGGAACAAAGACCACUUCCAGUUCACCAACCUAUUUCUGUGUGGGCUGCUGGCCAAGGCCCGGCAAAAACUCCUUGGGCAGUUGGUGCCCAAGACUACCCUAAAGAGGAAGCGCAAGGCCCUGUGGGCUCACCUGUUCGCCAGCCUGCGCUCCUACCUGAAGAGCCUACCCCGGGUCCAGUCUGGAGGCUUUAGCCAGGUGCAUGCCAUGCCCACAUUCCUGUGGAUGCUGCGCUGCAUCUAUGAGACACAGAGCCAGAAGGUGGGGCGCCUGGCCGCCCGGGGCAUCAGUGCUGACUACCUGAAGCUGGCCUUCUGCAACGCCUGUUCCGCCGACUGCAGCGCCCUGUCCUUCGUCCUGCAUCACCUCCACAGACAGCUGGCCCUAGACCUGGACAACAACAACCUCAACGACUAUGGAGUGCAGGAGCUGCAGCCUUGCUUCAGCCGCCUCACGGUCAUCAGACUCAGCGUCAACCAGAUCACUGACACAGGGGUGAAGGUGCUGUGUGAAGAACUGACCAAGUACAAAAUCAUAACAUUCCUGGGUUUGUACAACAACCAGAUCACUGAUAUCGGAGCCAGGUAUGUGGCCCAAAUCCUGGAUGAAUGCAGAGGCCUCACGCACCUUAAACUGGGGAAAAACAGAAUAACAAGUGAGGGCGGCAAGUGUGUAGCUCUGGCUGUGAAGAACAGCACCUCCAUCGUUGACGUUGGGAUGUGGGGCAAUCAGAUUGGUGAUGAAGGGGCAAAGGCCUUCGCAGAGGCAUUGAGGGACCACCCCAGCCUGACAACCCUCAGUCUUGCAUUCAACGGCAUCACCCCAGAGGGAGGGAAGAGCCUUGCACAGGCCCUGAAGCAGAAUACAACUUUGACAAUAUUCUGGCUGACCAAAAAUGAACUUAAUGAUGAGGCAGCAGAAUGCUUCGCCGAGAUGCUGAGAGUCAACCAGACACUGAAGCAUUUAUGGCUUAUCCAGAAUCAUAUCACAGCCAAAGGGACAGCCCAGCUGGCCAGGGCACUUCAGAAGAACACCACCAUCACAGAGAUUUGUCUCAAUGGAAACCUAAUUAAGCCUGAGGAGGCCAAAGCCUUUGAAAACGAGAAGCGGAUCAUCUGUUUCUGAUGGACAUUCCUGUGUGGGAUCUUUGUCCCAGGUUGCUCCUCAGCCACAGAAAGCACUGUGCAGUCAGCAGGGACAUGGUGUGCUGUGAAGGGCCUGCCGCAAGGGGCCUGUCCGGAACCCACACCUCCACAGAGCAAACCAACCUCCCCCGCAGAGGCUGGGACCGGUGGCACCUGAGUCGUGGCCGGGAUUCCUCAGAAGCAGAGUGUCGUCCGAGUCAUUAUCAUCACUCAAAGCCAGCAAGUAUUUUCUAUAUAAGAUUGUCCUGCCUAUCGACAAGUCUGAAGUUGAAGGAAUGAACCAGGAAAGGAGGCCAACCCCAGCUCCCACGGAUGCCCACCUGAAGGAUCCAUGGGACCGAUGUCACCUACAGGAAGGAGCAGGGAACUUAGGCAGAGCCAAUGGCAACUUCUCAGAAAGGAGGCACACCCAGGCCACGUGAUUAUCCUGAAACCUUCUUUCUUUGCUCAGUACCUCCCACUGUACAGACCUGUUUCUUCCUCACAUCUGUGGCUGCUGAAGUAGGCCACUGUGGGGAGGGCUUGUCCCAAAGCCCACAGCGAGCUGGUUGUCAAGGGCUCAUCAUAGACUUUGGUUUCAAUUCUGGCUUCUCCCAGGCUGCAAGCACAAGUCAGAGGAAGGCCUCUAGGUAGGUCUUAGAGGAACUCAAUGCCUUAAGAGUGCCAAGGUCCCACACAAAAUUUUGGAUGGAUAGCUCUACUAUGCGUGCUCCCAGGAGGCAAAAUCUGUUCCCAUCCCCCACAGCAGCAAGCAUGGCUCGCCUCAGUGUCCUGAGAUCUCAAGCAAAAUGCUGUCCCUUGCCUGUGAGCAGGAAGUGCCUUCGUGUCCUCAGCAGUGGGAGUGCGACCGAGCACAGCUUUGACCCGUUGGUAGCUCAGCCAGCAAGGCGUGGCAGACACCCGCCACCACGGUGGGCAUACGGAAAUGCCCAGCAGUGUGGGAUGUUUGGGAAUGUUGUCAGAGAACAUGUUCCUUGGCCACCUCAUUUGUUAAUAAAAUAUUGAAAAAGCU
This is a messenger RNA of Meriones unguiculatus (Mongolian gerbil), 4443 nucleotides long. RefSeq names its product nucleotide binding oligomerization domain containing 1 (gene Nod1). Lineage: Eukaryota; Metazoa; Chordata; Mammalia; Rodentia; Muridae. Gene Ontology annotation, biological process: regulation of apoptotic process. The coding region runs from base 550 to 3411 and encodes 953 amino acids. Gene Ontology annotation, molecular function: protein binding. The transcript has 13 exons. The record is from RefSeq and is a predicted model, not a curated record.